Saccoglossus kowalevskii is the source of this 704-nucleotide messenger RNA. RefSeq lists its product as uncharacterized. Lineage: Eukaryota; Metazoa; Hemichordata; Enteropneusta; Harrimaniidae. Gene Ontology annotation, molecular function: calcium ion binding. The record is from RefSeq and is a predicted model, not a curated record.
UUUAGACUUCUACUACUCAACUAUGAGAAGAACCAACGCUGACGGCAAAGCAUGCUUUAAUUUUAAGAGAGACGCACGCGUGACGAUUCAGUCUUGUUUUGGGAGUGACGAAAUAACGGUUACUGGAAGUGGAGCGCCCUCUUCGUGCAGUGAAGGACAGUGGCACACAACAUCGAUUGAGAAUGAUGAGCCAUGCCAAAUUGUAACCAUUUUGCAUUCCAGUGAUGACAUUGUAGACUGUCGCGAUCCAGGUGAACUUGACAUUGGAUUUCGGUUCGAAGAUGGCACAUAUUUUGGCGCCAAUGUGACAUUCGUCUGCGACACCGGGUUUGAAAUAUUGGGUAAUUCUGAACGUGUCUGCCACGAAUGCGGCGAAUGGAGUGGUAGUCAACCCAUCUGUUUCCCGUCAGAUGCGGCAAUUGGUAGUGGCGACGACUUUUAAUACCCAUAAUACAAUGGGGUGUGUUCUCUAAUCAUGUUGAAAUUGAAGCAAUUCCAGCCUGUGUUUAUGUUUUACUUUAUCGUUUAUUUAUUUCAGUUUGACUACUACCAGUGUCGACAGCCGUUUUUGUUUUAUUUUCACGGUAUUUGUAGUCUUUUCGGGUAUGGGGAAAAUUUUCAAAUUUUUUUUUCUUAAUUUUCAACGUCUCUGAAAUAUGUACUUAAACUAUUUUGUACUGAAAUAUUGUAGUUAUGUUCACAUU